Molecule: messenger RNA, 804 nt
Organism: Fusarium keratoplasticum
Lineage: Eukaryota; Fungi; Ascomycota; Sordariomycetes; Hypocreales; Nectriaceae
Product: Protein GET1
Exons: 3
Coding region: 1-804 (267 amino acids)
Biological process (GO): tail-anchored membrane protein insertion into ER membrane
Cellular component (GO): GET complex
Source: RefSeq, a predicted model, not a curated record
AUGGAGCCCUCCAUGCAAUGUGUCGGGGCUAUGACAUGGCUCCGACACCACGUUGACAAAAGAACCUCCAACACCGCCAACAGCAUCGACAACGAGCUUCACCCGGCGCUCGAGGAACCACGCAAUGCGCACAUAGCCCACGAUUACUGCACCGAAUCCGUCAACAUGGCUCACCCCCUUAUGCUCUCCAUCUUCCUCAUCGAGGUCGUCGUCCACCUCGUCAACGCCAUCGGAGCCAAGACGAUCAACAACCUGCUCUGGACGCUCAUCAACUUCCUCCCCGUCCCGACGGCCAAGGCGGCGGCCGAGCAGCGCAAGAUGCAGGCAGAGUACCUCAAGGUCCAGCGGGAGCUCAAGGCCACGAGCAGCCAGGACGAGUUUGCCAAGUGGGCGAAGCUGCGCCGACAGCACGACAAGCUGCUCGAGCAGCUUGAGAAGAAGAAGAACAGCAUGGCAGCCACACGAUCCAAGUUCGACACUUCCCUCACCGGAGCCCGCAUCGUCCUCACCCGCGCGCCGCAAUACUUCCUGCCAUUCUGGUACGCCACUGAGCCCAUGUUCUGGCUGCCGUACGGCUGGUUCCCCUACUACGCCGAAUGGAUCCUGUCGUUCCCUCGCGGACCCAUGGGGAGCGUCAGCAUCGCCUCGUGGCAGCUGGCCUGCACAGGAGUCAUCCUCCUCUUCAGCGACCUGAUCAUGGGUAUCGCGGGCCUGGUCAUGAACGCCAAGCAGCAGAGCAAGACCAAGGAGGCGCCCGUCAAGGCUCAGAGCGAGAAGGUCGAGACGGAGAAGAAGGAAUUAUAA